Saprolegnia parasitica CBS 223.65 is the source of this 1150-nucleotide messenger RNA. RefSeq lists its product as hypothetical. Gene Ontology annotation, biological process: nucleobase-containing compound metabolic process. NCBI's taxonomy places the organism in Eukaryota, Oomycota, Saprolegniomycetes, Saprolegniales, Saprolegniaceae. The transcript has 3 exons. Gene Ontology annotation, molecular function: 3'-5' exonuclease activity; nucleic acid binding. Bases 34 to 1056 code for a protein of 340 amino acids. The record is from RefSeq and is a predicted model, not a curated record.
ACACCAACAACUCGACAGCUACACUCGACUGCAAUGUUGCCGCUACCAGCAUCCAAGGCCGAGCUGCAGGCCGCGCUCAAUAGCGUGCCCAUCCUUACGCUUGGUGCCAACACGCGCGUGACCUUCGUGUGCACGCUCACCGAUCUCAGUGCGUGUCACGAGCAGCUGCGGAAGGCGUUGCUCGUGGGCUUGGACUCGGAGACGCGCCCGGUCUUUCGGAAAGGUGCACCCCGGCAGCCCGUGUCGCUGCUGCAGAUUGCCAUGCGUGACGCCGCGUCGGCAGCAGAGACGGUGUUCAUUCUCGACUUGCUCGCGCUGCCCAAAGCGAACGUGACGACGGUCCUCGCCGAGCUCCUUGCGUCGACGACAUGCACCAAGAUUGGCCAAGGCUUCGAAUCCGACCUCAAGGAUUUGGACGACGCACUCGUGGUGCACAACUACAUUGAAGCGACCGACCUCGCGCGGCUCACGCUCGGACACACGGCGCUCAUUAGCUUGCAAAAACUCACGUACAUGGCCCUCGGACGGCGGCUCACCAAGUCCCAGCAAAAGUCCAACUGGAACCUCCGCCCGCUCAAGCCGGCGCAGCUCACAUAUGCAGCGCUCGAUGCGGCCGUCUUGCUGCAAAUUUACGAUGCGAUUCGCGCCGAGACGUCGAUCGAGGCCGUGGCGUCCGUGACGCAAACGCUCGACCGCUCGGUGCAGUUUGUCUGCGACAAUUGCGGCGCGACGCGGCCGACGCUCGAGAGCCUGCGCCAGCACACACCCACGUGCAAGGCGGUGAGCGCCAAGACGCUUCCGUGCGGGAGCUGCCACCGCCGGUUCCGGACGCCAGACGCGGUCGCGGCGCACGUCAAGACAGCACACGGCCCGAACGCACCGCCGCUCAAGCCCAAGCGCAACAAGAGCCGGACGUGUCGCGCGUGCCAGCACGUCUUCAAGACGAUCCCGGCGCGCGAAAAAGCACGAAGCAAACGUGCACAAGAUCAAGAUUCCUUUGCGAACAGACGCCAAGACCAGCGCGCCAGAGGGCGCCGACGAUGCGAUGGACGUUGACUCGCUCUAGUAGUACGCUGCUGCUUUGUAGAGAACAAGAUGCGAUCACUAGACGAAGGGACCCGAAAGACAACCUUUCCAUCCUAGUCUCAAC